GGCAGUUUAUAGUGGAAAGUGCCUGAGUCACAAAUACAUUGUUUAUAUUUUUGUGAAAGAAAGAAAAUAUAUAUAUAUUGUGAAAAUGUCGGAAGCUACACAUGAUUCAUUUCCUGAUAUAUCCUCUCUGCAACCUGUGACAGAUAUAGAGCUUCCAACACAGUUCCAGAUAUCCCAGGAUAAACUCACAUUGUCAGGACUGAUAAACUGUCAGCUGACCCAGGAGUAUUCACCCAUACAUGUUAUAGAAGAGGAUUCUAUCGUUUCAUUCACGUUAAGUCCUCAGGAGACUCUAGAUCAGCAAGAUCAGCAGCUGGAGAUUCUUCUGCAACAACAUGAAGUCAAUGAUAUCCAGAGUAUAAUGAAUGGAUUUGGUAACCCUGAUUCCCUCUCAAUCAUGGAUAACAAGGAUGAUAUGGGAGGGAUGUUUAAAGAACCUUGGAUGGAGAUAGUAGAACAACCUAAAUCCAACAGUUUAAGAUUCCGAUAUGAAUGUGAGGGUAAAGGAGCAGGGGCACUCCAGGGCAAAUUUUCAACACAAGAAACAAAAACAUUUCCGAAAAUCAAGGUUCAUGGAUUCCAGGGGUUUGCUACAGUUGUAGUCAGCUGUGUAACACAUAACCAGGAUCCACCUAAAGCACAUCCUCAUAACCUUGUCAGUCCAGCCUCGGUCCCAAAUGGAUGUAAGUUUGGAAUCUGUACACAAGUAAUCAACCCUGAGACAAUGACAGCAGAAUUCCCCCAUCUUGGUAUUCAGUGUGUCAGGAGGAAGGAUAUAAAACGAUCCCUGGACCUACGACGAGAAAAGAAGGUUGACCCAUACCGCCAGGGCUGGAAGCAUGUAGAGAAUCCACAGAAUAUAGAUCUUAAUGCCGUUAAACUCUGCUUCCAUGUUUGGUAUGAAGCGGAUGUUCCUGGGAAAUGCACGAAACCAAUGAAACCGGUUUGCUCCGAUCCCAUCUACGAUGCCAAGGCUAAAAAGGAACUUCAGAUUUGUGACAUUUCUGACACUUCGUCCCCGGCUCUAGGGGAUAAGAAGAUUAUAAUACUCUGUGAGAAGAUUUCAAGAGACGACAUUCGGGUUCGUUUUUACGACGAAGCAGGAUGGGAGGCUUAUGCUAACUUUUCCCCUAGUGAAGUCCAUAAACAAUAUGCGAUAUCAUUUAAAACUCCAAAGUACAGGGAUUUGAAUAUAAAAGAGAAGGUGAGGGUUCAGGUGGAACUCUGUAAAGUAAACGGAGAAACAAGUGAGCCUCAGGAUUUCUACUAUCUCCCCACAAACCGAACUACUCCCAACGUUUCGUCCUAUGGUGAGGAGAUCUGCAAACAAGAAAUUAAACUUGAAGAUAAUUCUCUUUAUAAAUCCCAGCGUAUGCAGAUGAUUCCUCGGUCCAAUGUUGGUAAAAGUCCGUAUACUCAUAUACAACUAGGACAACAGGGAGGGUUCGUGUUAGCGGAGAAACGGGAUACUGGAGAUGGUGGAGGAAGAGGCGUACUUGGAGGGGAAGGAGUGGUUGGAGGUAGAGGAGUAGUUGGAGGUGGAGGCGUGGUUGGAGUAGACCAAAGCUCAGAUUUUUCCCUCUCAAAUGUACAACCUUUCAAUCUCAUCCAAAUAAUCUCCAGACUAUAA
This is a messenger RNA of Eurytemora carolleeae, 1630 nucleotides long. RefSeq names its product embryonic polarity protein dorsal. NCBI's taxonomy places the organism in Eukaryota, Metazoa, Arthropoda, Copepoda, Calanoida, Temoridae. The coding region runs from base 86 to 1630 and encodes 514 amino acids. Gene Ontology annotation, cellular component: cytoplasm. The transcript has 18 exons. Gene Ontology annotation, molecular function: DNA-binding transcription factor activity; DNA binding. The record is from RefSeq and is a predicted model, not a curated record. Gene Ontology annotation, biological process: response to cytokine; regulation of DNA-templated transcription; non-canonical NF-kappaB signal transduction.